Phalaenopsis equestris is the source of this 768-nucleotide messenger RNA. RefSeq lists its product as uncharacterized. The transcript has 3 exons. The coding region runs from base 172 to 675 and encodes 167 amino acids. Gene Ontology annotation, biological process: male meiotic nuclear division; female meiotic nuclear division. The record is from RefSeq and is a predicted model, not a curated record. Lineage: Eukaryota; Viridiplantae; Streptophyta; Magnoliopsida; Asparagales; Orchidaceae.
AAUUUUGAGAGAUAUUGUUUUACCAAACGAAAAUAAAUCUGCACGCGAAUUUUGCUGCAACGAAAUGAAGCUUCAUUGUCUUCUCUAAGGAUCCCUUAGAGGACUAUUUCUUAGCAUUUGGAGUUGCAUGCAGACCUACAUGAGCCAUUUUCUACUGGUUUGUGGUCUCCCAUGUCUGAGGAAGCUUCAAUGGGAUACUGGAAAGAUGUAGUCGGCAGGUGGUCCGAGCGAUACAAGCGGCGGAAAACUUCGGCGGCAGUCUCGCCGGCUGUGGCAGCGGAGGACUUUUCCUCACUUAGUUCUCCAAAUCAGAACGAAUUCAACUUCACCAAUCACAUAAACAGAUUAUGCUCAGAGAAGAAAGAAACAGAACAAAAAGCUGCAACAGAAUGGUUGAGGAAGAAGGAGAAGAAGGAGAAGGUAGCUUAUCCUUUUGCUGUGCUGAAGCCGACGGAGGUUGAAGGUAAGUUAACGCUUGCAGAGAUAAAUGAGCGGAUUCUCAGGCGGCCGAGGAGGCCGGUGAGGCAUCCGGUGGGGGAGUUUGCUUGUUUGCCGUGGGUGGUGAAGGGCGGCGACGGGCCGGGGCUCUCCGGCAAAGCGGUGGUGGGGGUUACAAGGGUGUGCACUAAGGGGAAGGGUAGUAUUACUGUGAUAAGGACUAGGGGGUUGAAUUAAUUAGUUCUUAAUUUUGCUUUUUUUGAUGUUAAUUAAGCUUAUUUGUAUAGGUCGGACUUUAGGGUGAUUGUGAAUUUAUAUAUGUUAAUGUAA